This is a messenger RNA of Ostertagia ostertagi, 450 nucleotides long. The record is from the annotation of a GenBank genome assembly. Lineage: Eukaryota; Metazoa; Nematoda; Chromadorea; Rhabditida; Trichostrongylidae.
AUGAGAGCAGUCCUGAAUCGACCGGUUCUGUUUCUCCAACACGGCGUGUUCUCGGAUAGUUUCGCUUGGACGGGGAAUCUGGCGAACGACGUUUGUCUUUGCCGAACGCCGGCUUUGAUGUGUGGAUGGCGAACUCACGAGGGCACACCUUCAUCACAGAAACAUAUCGGUUACGGACCAGACGAGGCACGAUUCUGGAAUUUCACGAAAAGUCUUUACUUUGUCGGUCAUUCCCAGGGAACUGUGCUCAUGUUUGCCAAGCUCGCAGGAGAUCCAGAUUACGCCAAAAAGAUCCGUCAAUUUCAUGCACUAGCACCGGUAGCUACCGUAUCCCAUAUUGGUGGACUAUUUCGGAUAUUUGGUUAUCGAUUGAUAGAUAUAGCCAAGUUCCUGCUGGCUAGACUUCCGAAUGCCCCGCUGAUGUGUUCCGAAUUUAUACAAAAAAAUUGA